Molecule: messenger RNA, 3342 nt
Organism: Xiphophorus couchianus (Monterrey platyfish)
Lineage: Eukaryota; Metazoa; Chordata; Actinopteri; Cyprinodontiformes; Poeciliidae
Product: transmembrane protein 150A
Exons: 7
Coding region: 313-1059 (248 amino acids)
Biological process (GO): protein localization to plasma membrane
Cellular component (GO): plasma membrane
Source: RefSeq, a predicted model, not a curated record
AAUAAGGUGGUGCUUCAGAGGAGUGGCAGAGACAAACAGAAGGAGGCUCAUAUAAAGCAGCUCUGUGCUCUUGAUUGUGUGAUUGUGGAGGACUUACUUUAACAACACCAGAAUUACAGCUUAUUAAAAAAGGAGCAUUGCAUUUAUUUACCACCUAGGUUUUGAGGGGUUUUGUGAUGAAUUUUUUACCUGGGCAUUUAAUGCUGGCUCCAUGAGGAAUCCACAAACUUCUGAAGAGGUCUGACACCGAGUGUGUUGAAGACGUCAGGAAUCCUUGUUUUUAAUUUUAUUCUUCUUCCUUAACCCUGAGACAUGGUGCUCUGGAUCAUCCUUCCCAUCUCCCUAACACUGGUGUCCUUCAUUGGAACAUGGAGCAUAUAUGGCAUGGCCUACUCCAACAAUCAUGUGUGUUCGCUCAAUGAUUGGAGUGGUAAAAAUGUCUGUCGAGGGAACAUGACCAUAGGAUGCUGCUUUGUUCCUACAAUAAGUGGAAGUGGCACCUUUGCUCCAGAAAGCUCGCUGUUUUCAGCAACAAUGAACGCGGGAACCUUUCUAUUUGUGCUGUUCACCGUAUUCCAUCAUGCCCACAUAAUGGAGAAACACGUGUGCCAUUCCAUGCUGAGCAAAAUAGCGUUAGCCUUUGGGCUUGUGGCAGGCGCCGGGGCCUUUGCUGCUGGAAACUGCAAUCCAGGUGAUGUAACUCUCCUGCACUACCUCGGAGCCGCUGUCAGCUUCACGUGUGCCUGCUUCUACACCAUCCUGCUCUGCGCCCUGACGGGGAAGUGUGUUCUGACCGGGUUCGAAAGGUUCCUCUUCCCUCUGCGCGUCUUCUUCGCAGUGGUUCAGUUCACUGUGACUGUCUGCUAUACCAUUUUUUUCGUCCAGGAAGAGUACAUUUACAACCUCCUGUCUGCAGUUUUCGAGUGGACCCUCAGUGUCAACCUGCAGAUGUUUGAGCUCACCUACACAGUGGAGUUUUUCUUCUUCUCAUCCUUCAUGGUUUCAAAUCUGCUGACCAAACGCGAGGAGGAAAAGCCCUUGAUAUUGUCCAUGUCCUGAUAUAAGGCGGCCAGGUUCCAGCAGGAAAGCACAAACAGCAGUGAAAGACUUCGUAGGACAUCAGUAACCACACUGGCUGGACCCUGGCUGAAGGUUCAAUAGUGUUUUAUAUUAUUUUAUCGUUUUAGUCUUUGAUGGCUUGGAUUGCGUUUACUUUUGUUUCAUCAGCUCAACUGUUACUUGAAAAAAGUUUCCUUAAAUUGGGCAUUUCUGUAUCUUAGGUAAUGUAUUUAUUAAAACUCUCCCACUUUAACAGCAACAGAACAAAUCACAUACUUGGAUGGUAUAAUGCCUGUCAAAAUCAUUCCCUCUCUGGAACUUUUUCUCAUUUUUUGUCACAUUAACCAUAAACUUCUUUUUUUUUGUGGGAUUUUAUAUGAUACCCCAAUCUGAAACAUGCAGUGUGCAAAGGUAUUGAGAAGCACUGAGCCAGCACUUUGUAGAACAAUCUUUCACUGCAUUUACAGCCACAACACUUUUGGUGGUACGGCUCUACGAGGUUUCCACGUCUACAAAUAAAAAUUUCUACCCAUUCUUCUGUGCGAUAUUACUCGAGCUCAGUCAGAUUGAAUUGAUAAGAAAUUUAAAAUCUUGCCACAGAUUGUUCUUUGAAUGAAAGUCUUGAUUUGGACUGGACCGUUCUAACCUUUAACUGUGCGUUGAUCAAACCAUUCCACUGUAGCUGUGUGACUGAUUAAUGGUCUCCUUGCCGAACUCGCCAGUUUAGAUGGAUUGUCAUAUUUUUGUGAAUUUAAUGUUGUGCAAUAUCUGUUCCAUUUUCAAGCAUGAGAUUCAUCACUUUUCUCCCUGAUCUGUCUGCUGUGUUGCUUGGUCUUCACUAAUGUUCUCUAACAAACCUCAAAAGCUUUCAGAGCAGGUUUUAGUUAUUCUGAGAAUGACUUUCACACAGAUGGACUCCAUUUACUAAUUGGGAGACUUUCAGAGGUAAUUGCUUGCUCUGGAUUUUAUGUAGGGAAUAAAAGUGAGAAUGCCUGAACACAAAUGUCACACUUUGCCACAAAUUUGCAAACCUUGUCUCAGUUUCCUUCUACUUCUCAAUUAUGUAGUACUUUCUGUUGGUCUAUCACGUAAAACCCUAAUAAAACGCAUUAAAAUUUGUGGUUGUACCAUAGCAAAAUGUGAACAGGGUUGUGAAUAAUUUUUCACAGCUGUGUCAACUGUACCCACCAGAAAUAAUUUACCCAAGUCAUCUGGCUUUGAUGAAAUGGUUUAAGCCUGUGUGUUUUUUAGUGCAAUAACCUUUAGAAUGUGGACAGCGUGUACCAACAAACACAUUUUCUCUUGUAGCUCGGUACAGGCAUGACGUUUAGGCACUUUAAUAGAAUUAAGAAGUCAUUACAUGUGUUGUGCUGAUAGACAGGUUAGACUAUGAUGCUCUUGGAUCGAAGGGCGGAGUCCCUGUAACUACCAAAGAUCCUGUUUGACUGAGUGACGUUUUUGAAUAAAGACUUAUGCGGUUCAUUCUCACUGAAAACACACAGACGUCAUCACCUCCUUUACAGAAGGUGUUGUCUGUCCCUUCCAUGACAUUACCUGAUUAUAUCUGAUCAGGUGUUCCAAGACUGACUUUACUGAGUAGGGAAAAUACUGUGGUGAAGUCCUCCUUGCUUUUCUCACUAGUUUAAAGGGACGACCAUGCUGGAAAAACAUAAAACCAGGAGUCAUCUUGGAAAUGCUAAAUUAUCGUUCCCAUAUAGACUUUUAUUUUAUAAAUAAAAUUAGAUUAAGAUCUCUGAAGGUGUUUUAUUGUGUUUAAAUUCCUAAACACAUGGGUGACUUUGUCGUUUGCCCAAAACCAUGAACAAUUUAAAAUCUCCUCAUGUGGAGUUUACUUAUCUUUAACCCAUAAUAACCAGCUCCUCAGCUAUUCUUCAUUUGUUCUUUUUCAACAUAAGUGUCCUCAGUCUUGCUGAAAACGUCAGGUCAUUUAGUAACAUGAGAGCUUGUAGGAAGCGUCAAAAUUCUAUAAUAGUUGUCUUUAUACAGAGCUGUGAUGAUUAAAUAAAUAUUUUGCCCGACAAUCCUCUCAAGGCUGCAGUUAUUCCUGUUGCUGGUUCACCUUUUCAUACCACAUUUUUUUGUUCCAGGCAACUCUCUAUAAAUAUGCAAGGAUACAGCAUUCUGAACAACCAGCUCCUUUAGCAAGACCCUUUUGUUUAAUGUCCUUGUGGAGGGUGUCACCUGUCUUCCCCAUGACUGUGUAGGCCAUAAUGUGGACAUUACAUAGCAUACAUACAUUAAAAAUGUGCUUUUUUAAAGAUG